ACUUUUACCUUGUUGAAACCAGAAACAGGUGAGGUACUUAUUAUAAAGGCUGAAAUGAAUGCUACUAUUAUAGAAAGUGAAACAGAGGCUGGGGCCGAAAAACUUUUGGAAGGAGAAUCAAUAGUUAAAGAAAUAGAUUUUGAGGCAGCAAAAACUAGUAAAACACAUCAAAGAGAGAUGAAACCUCAGAAAAGUAGACCAACAAAAAUUAGGAAAAUGGGUUAUCUUUUAAAAGAAGGGGAGCAUUUCAAAAUCAGAGAAGAUGGGGUAUUCAAAUACAAAUGUUUGCUCUGUGGAAAGAUUUUUCAAUACAGAAAUCAGUUCGAAAAACAUGCACAAACAGUUCAUUUUAAACUUCCUUGUUAUGUCGAUAGGUCAAGGUUACGUGUACAUGGUGUAAUGACCCCUGAAGAAACAUGGCCAUGUGUACGUAGGAUGACUUCUGAAACAGAUGAUCUUCCUGACACUUAUGAUGUUAAGAUAACAAAAAAAACUGAAUCUGACAUGGAAACUUCUUUUGUCCUGUAUAACCUAGAAACAAAAGAAAGCAAAGAAAAAGAGAUAGAAUAUACAAAGGUGUGUGACCAAGUUCAAGGUCAUCCAGAAAAAGAAAAGACUCAAAUAGGACAUCCUGUAUUCAUGUAUAACCAAGUAACUGGGGAAUUACAGAAAGUAGAAAUUGAAAUAGGGACCAGCAGAACAUCUAAUGGCAAAGAAAUUAGGACCAAUAGACCUUCUGAUGGCAAAGCUUUAGAAGCCCAAUCUGCUUUUCGAAACCUUUUAAUAAACAAAAUGAUAAACAGGUGCAUAACUGAUGUUAGAAAACAAGAGAACAUAUUUCCAAUAAAGAAUUCUGGGUUACCUGAGGAGUACAAUCAAAGUUAUACAGCGUCUACUGCAUCUAUUGAUGAUGAUGGUCCAAGUCAAACUACCAUAGAGGAUCAAGUUAUCUUGGUUGAAGAUUCUAACCGCUCAAUAAAAGAGCAAAUUCAGGAGAUCAAAGAGAAAAACUGGCAUAAAUAUAAUUAUGCAUGUGGCAAUUGUACAAGUGCUUUUCCUAGAAUGAUUGACUUAAUCAAACAUCAUAACACAUGUGAAAGGGAAGUAACUACCUUUCAUGCAAAAAAAUCUAAAUCUCAAGUGGAGAGUGUGGAUUUCGUACAGAAUGGAACAAAUAUGCUUCCCUGCUCUGAUUGGCUGAUACAUAAAAGUAAAGGUGAAAGCAACGUAACUUGUGAUAUUAAUGCAAUGAAUUCUAAUUCUCAGGUAGAGAAUGUGGAUAUUCCGCAGAAAGGAAGGAAAAGAAAGAUAGAAAAAAAGCAUCCCUAUUCAUGUUGUAAAACAACUUUCUCUACAGUGAAUUCUUUACUGCAACAUAAAAAUGAAUGUGAAAGUGAUCAGGUUAAAAAGGAAGAGGAAAAGGAAGACCACAAAUCAGAAAAAAUCAACACAAAUUACAGACAUUUAAUAACUCAGUUUAAGUUGAGUAAAAAUGUACAUUUUGAAAUUAUAAAAACUGGUUUUGGUACUGUGAGGUGCAUAUUAUGUGGGGAGAAAAAUGAAUGUUUUGAGGAUUUUUCUCUUCACGCUAAAUCCAAGCACUUUCCUUAUCAGUGUCUUGUCUGCCCAGCAUUCUUCGCAAAUAUGGAUGAUUUGUGGCAACAUUCUAUUGCCUGUGUGUAUAUAAAGGGUCAAGGAUAUUGCUGCCCGGUCUGUCGGAAAAUACUUCAUUCAAGCAAGCAUCUGCGUGUUCAUUGUGAAGAAAAUCAUACAGUGUAUAUCUGUUUUCUAUGUAAUUCAGAUUUUAAGGACCAAAAGACUCUAGAUUUACACAGGCAGACAUGUUCUUAGAAAUAUUUAUAUAUAUUGGUAAAAUAUACUGUGUAUUCAUUUAUUUUCGUGGGUACCAAUUUUCGUGGAUUGAGGAAAACUUGCAUUUUCGUGGAUAUUUAAUUUCGUUAUUUUGCAUGUUUUGGCAAAGUCUGCAUACAUUCCUCUGUAUUCCUUUAGAAAAUUUAUAAUUCGUUGAACAUUUAAAUUCUUGGUUCCCCUGUUCCCACAAAAUCCAUUUUAAUUUUUUAGUAUCAACUGACUGUAGCAUAGCAGACACUGACAGAAUGUGACUGUAUCCUGAAUAUUUGUGCUCAAAACACUAACAGAAUGUUAUUUUGACCUGACUCUAUGUGUUCUACAUAUACAAAUGAUAGACAUAAUGUGACUGUAACCUGAUUGCAAGUGUUCCACAGAUGACAGAAUAUUACUGUGACCUGACUAUGUGUUCAACACACUGACAGAAUGUGACUUUGACCUGACUAUAUGUGUUCUACAUGUAUACACAAAUGACAGACAAUAAUACUGUCACCUGAUUGCAAGUGUUCCACAGGCAGAAAUAGUGUGUAAAAUGUAACUGUGACCUGACUACGAGUGUUCCUCAGAAAGACAGAAUGUUGCUGUGACAUAUGACUUCACAUGUUUGACACAUACAACUGAUAGGCAAAAUGUUGCUGUGAUAUAUGACUUCACAUGUUUGACACAUACAACUGAUAGGCAGAAUGUUGCUGUGAUAUAUGACUUCACAUUUUUGACACAUACAAAUGAUAGGCAGAAUGCUACUGUGACAUGACUUCACAUGUUUGACACAUACAAAGGAUAGGCAGAAUGUUACUUUGACAAGACUUCACAUGUUUGACACAUACAAAUGAUAGGCAGAAUGCUACUGUGACAUGACUUCACAUGUUUGACACAUACAAAUGAUAGACAAAAUGUAACUGUAUCAUAACUUCACAUGUUUGACACAUACAAAUGAUAGACAAAAUGUAACUGACAUGACUUCAUAUGUUUGACACAUACAAAUGAUAGAAAAAAUGUACUGUGACCUGAUUGCAAGUGUUCCACAUACAGAAUGUGACUCAAGUGUUCCACACAGAAUUGACUGCUACCUGACUGCAAGUGUUCCACACAAAAAAUGUGACUAAGACCUGACUGCAAGUGUUCCACAGGUAAAUAUAAUGUUACUGUGACCUAACUGCAGGUUUUCCACACAUAGACAUAAUGUGACUAUGACCAGCUGACUGCAAGUGUUCCACACACAAAAAUGUUACUAUGACCUGACUGCAAGCGUCCACAGGUAAAUAUAAUGUUACUGUGACCUAGUUAACUGCAGGUUUUCCACACAUAGACAUAAUGUGACUAUGACCUGACUGCAAGUGUUUCACAGGUAAAUAUAAUGUAACUGUGACCUAACUGCAGGUUUUCCACACAUAGACAUAAUGUGACUAUGACCUGACUGCAAGUGAUCGACACACAGAAUGUGACUGUGACCUGACUGCAAGUGUUCCACAGGUAAAUAGAAUGUUACUGUGACCUACCGGUAACUGUAGGUUUUCCACAUAUAGACAUAAUGUGACUAAGUCCGGACUGCAAGUGUUCCACACACAUAAUGUGACUGUGACCUGACUGCAAGUGUUCGACAGGUAAAUAUAUGUUACGGUGACCUAACUGCAGGUUCCCACACAUAAACAUAAUGUGUCUAAUACCUGACUGCAAGUGUUCCACACACAGAAUGUGACUGUGACCUGACUGCAAGAGUUCCACAGGUAAAUAGAAUGUUACUGUGACCUGACUGCAACUGUUCGACACAUAUGGAGAAUGUGAAUGUGACUUCACUGCACAGUGAAUUUGUUUCACAGAUAUACAGAAUGUGACCUGACUUCAGGUGUUCCAGACAUUAACAUAAUGUGACUGUGAAUUGACUGCAGGUGUUCCAGACAAUAAAAUAAUGUGACUGUGAAUUGACUACAGGUGUUCCACACAUAAUGUAACUGUGACCUGACUGCAGGUGUUCUAGACGUUAACAUAAUGUGACUGUGAAUUGACUGCAGGUGUUCCACACACAGGAUGUGACAAUGACCUGACUGCAGACAGGUACAUUAACAUUGAGUUCAGGUUUAAGUGUUUACAGAUCAUGAUAAUGAUUAACAAUUAUCACAGAAUAAUGGAGCAUGUGGAAAAUAAGGGAGUUGAUAGAGGCUGAGAUGUAUACAUGUUUUUUUUUAUAUUUUCCAUGGAUUCUAAUUUGUUAAUUAAACUUUGUCAUACCAGU
This is a messenger RNA of Mytilus californianus (California mussel), 4102 nucleotides long. RefSeq lists its product as uncharacterized. NCBI's taxonomy places the organism in Eukaryota, Metazoa, Mollusca, Bivalvia, Mytilida, Mytilidae. Gene Ontology annotation, biological process: regulation of transcription by RNA polymerase II. The transcript has 2 exons. The record is from RefSeq and is a predicted model, not a curated record. Gene Ontology annotation, cellular component: nucleus. Gene Ontology annotation, molecular function: RNA polymerase II transcription regulatory region sequence-specific DNA binding; DNA-binding transcription factor activity, RNA polymerase II-specific. The coding region runs from base 55 to 1851 and encodes 598 amino acids.